Molecule: messenger RNA, 723 nt
Organism: Thelazia callipaeda (thelaziosis nematode)
Lineage: Eukaryota; Metazoa; Nematoda; Chromadorea; Rhabditida; Thelaziidae
Source: the annotation of a GenBank genome assembly
AUGGAAAGUACACCAUUCAGUCGUAGCGACCAUAAAGGUCAACUGUCAUGGACACAACUUUUACAGACAUCAAGAAAUCGGCAAAUGACUGAAAAUUCUUUUCGAAGUAUUUGUGAAGCAUAUAGACGAGUUGAUAAAUGCUUGCAAGACUGUGAAAACACAUCUGAAUAUAGUGCUAGUAUUCGUCAAACCUAUGCUGGUUUACGUUUUAUAUGCAUUGAACAUAGUGAAGAAUUCUUCAGUAAUCUGCCAUGCCUCGCUCAGUACGAACCUGUAGCAAUGUCUAGAUGUCAAAACGAAAUCAAUCAAUCACUGGAGAGUAGCAAUUCAUUUAGCGCAGCCGUUAUUAAUCGUGAACAGCAUAAUAUUCGCAGCAAAUUCAGUAUAUUGUGCAAAGACCUGACAAAUACUAUCAGAUGUAUUGAACCAGUUACGCGUAAUGGAUGUGGUGAGGAUGCAGCUAAAAUGAUGCUCAAGUUUAUUAGCGUUGGCUUUACAAGUUUUGAGCAGUUAUACAACCAUCUCGGUAUCACCGAUCGGCUGCCCCAUUCGUGUCGUCAAUUACUCAAUUUGACUAUUAGAAGUCUAACUAAUAAUGACAGACGAUUCACUUCACAAUCGCGCCAUUCCUAUCCCGAAAUUCAAAUUAUUUCUGACAAUGCUUCAGGCUUCAUUCCAAGCAUCAUCUUUUCAUUGCUCAGCUUUUCACUUUCUUCCAUUUAA